AUGAAACAAAAGAGAGGCGGGAAAUUUUUGUUUGAAGGAAAAUUUUCAUGGAUAAAAUUUGGAAUUUUUGAAGAGAAUGAUAGAGAAGAAUCAAAAGAGCAGUCCAUUCUGAUGGAAAAUGAAGAUAUUUUUCAUUCUACCUCCGAGCUAGAAGUGGAGGAGAUUCAUGAUUCUCCCACAGCUUGUGUGGCUGAUAAGCAUGAUUUUCAGAAAGCAAAUGAAUCGAAAUCUACUCGAGACGAUGAUGAGGAUGAUCUUUAUGAUGAUGUAGAGUUUUUAAAAGAAAUUGACUUUACGGGGAUCAGUGACGACAUUCCAACAAACAUAGAAUUUGAUCUUGGUGAUGAAAAUUUUGGUUCUUUUCCUGGAAUUCCCAGCAGUCGUGUUACUAAAGUCGAUGAAGUUUCUUCUUCAGCAACCAAGACUAGAGAUAAAGGAAAUGUUCUCAAGAUUCUGCUCUCUACUUCAAAGCCCUUGGAGGUUGCAUCAAGCUAA
This is a messenger RNA of Lactuca saligna, 495 nucleotides long. NCBI's taxonomy places the organism in Eukaryota, Viridiplantae, Streptophyta, Magnoliopsida, Asterales, Asteraceae. The record is from the annotation of a GenBank genome assembly.